AUGCAAGCGGUCCACUCACCGCUGCAGGUUCCCGAGCGCUACUUGACCCCGUACAGCUUCAUCAAAGACCACAAUCGCAGGCAGUUUGCCGGCAUGGCGUCAGCCAUGGACGAGGCCGUGGGCAACAUCACGUCGUCUCUGCAGCAGGCGGGACUCUGGGACAACACCGUCCUGGUCUUCUCAACAGGGGGGAAGCUGGGAGAGUCGGCCCGCAGAGAGCCAGAGCAGCUUGAAAAGGCAUUAAGGAGCUUUUCCAGAACAGUUCGGGAAUCGGCACAGACUACUUCCUGGACUCGUAUGACACAGGGAGCCCUGCCUGGAUGUGAUUGGUCAGAUAACGGAGGUCAGCCAGGGUUCGGCGGCAGCAACUGGCCGCUGCGAGGGAGGAAGUGGUCGCUGUGGGAAGGAGGGGUCCGGGGAGUCGGAUUCGUCGCCAGCCCGCUGCUGAAGAAACCCGGGACCGUCAGCCGCGGACUCAUGCACGUCUCCGACUGGCUGCCAACAUUUGUUGGCCUGGCGGGAGGGAGCACCGACGGCACGAAGCCACUGGACGGAUUCAACAUGUGGAACGCCAUCAGCAACGGCUUCGCCUCACCCAGACUGGAGCUGCUGCACAACAUCGACCCUCUGUAUAUUGACUCCCGCCUUGCAGUUUGUCCUGGCGCCGGGCGCAAGUUAACUUUGGCUCAGAUGGUCAGCGGAGACUCCUGGCCCAACUCUGGCUUCAAUGUGUCCAUUCACGCCGCCAUUCGAUCCUCAAACUGGAAGCUGCUGACUGGCUACCCGGGUUGUGACCUUUGGUUCCCGCGGCCCGGCCACACCACCUCUGAGAAGAUGGAGCCUCUGAAGUCCGUGAUUCUGUUUGACAUAGAGAAGGACCCAGAGGAGAGGGAUGAAAUAUCCGCUCUCUUCCCCACAGUAGUAGAGUAUCUCCUCGGGAGGCUCCAGGAGUACCAGAAAUCUGCUGUGCCGAUAAUCUUCCCCGAUGAAGACCCCAAAUGUGACCCGGGCCCCGGUGGAGCCUGGGGAAUCUGGGCUUAGACGGCAAUGACAUGAUGAAGGUGGUAGCACCUUGUUUACUGUGAAUUACAUCAGCAGGAA
Molecule: messenger RNA, 1101 nt
Organism: Sebastes umbrosus (honeycomb rockfish)
Lineage: Eukaryota; Metazoa; Chordata; Actinopteri; Perciformes; Sebastidae
Product: arylsulfatase B-like
Exons: 6
Coding region: 1-1041 (346 amino acids)
Source: RefSeq, a predicted model, not a curated record